AUGGGAUUCCUAGCGGAGUUGCUCAAUGCAUUUGUUAGAGAUGUUGAUAUCAGCAUAGAUUUCGAUAUGGAUCUAGAGGAAUUCUCCAAUUGGAUCAUUAAUGCUACCAACUCCGGUUUGCCCAAUGACGCAUCACUUAGAAAGACAGCUUACGAUCUCAACGCCGAAUGCAACAGUCAGGCAUUCUGUCUCCUGUUUUCUGAAAACGACUCUGCUUCUCCAGAAACCAUCGAGUUGAAAUUCAUACAGGCCAAGACCUUACAGAUCGCGAAAUACUUCAACGAUAUCCAUGCAUUCUCAGGACUUUUUAAAGAAGUCCAUAGUUAUACAACAUUUUUACCUUGGUUCAAAGGUCUUGUAGAACUGUACCGUUACUACUGGGUCAACUAUGGCUCUCUCAAUGCUGGCUCUGUAAAUUUUGACCAGUUUCUUCGUUUAGACUCUUACUCAGACCAGUUCGACAUCAUGAUUGAACCGUUGAAUAAAGACGCCUACAGCGACAAGUUAUCUGUUUCCAAUUGGUUCAAGAACGUUAUUUUACCAUUAAUUAACUAUAACAACAACAAUUUCGGCCCAUUGUUGAACUGGCUUUUUUUGGAAGAAACUGUUGUACUUUCGCAGCCAGCUUCUAGAAAGUACGACAUUUGGAACAAGGCUCUUAAGGCAAUUAUAGAGUAUCCCAGUAUAGGCUUCAAUGACUUUAAGGAUGUAAUUCUGUAUUUCCUAGCAAGCUGCUAUUAUUUUGCACUCUACCACGAGAACUCUGACCGAAUACUUACCAGUGAAGUCAUCAAGAAAUACGAUUUGAUCAAAGAUACAUUGGCCUUGUUAUGGACAGAAAAGGAAGCGCCAUCAUUUGACAUACAGGUGUCUGAGCUUCCUGCCUAUGCUUCUUUUAUUGAAUUCCUAAAGACAGAGAGCAAUCCCUUGAGACCACUAUUUGAACCUACAGGCAGUUCUAUCGUAGCAUUAAGUGAAAUCAUCGAUACUUGCCAAUCGUUGUAUCCUAUAAACAAGCUUUCAAUUGCAAGAUACUUGGAAUUGAAGAAUCCAAGUUCAGCCCACGACGACAAGGGCAAAGAAGUGAGGAAAAUCAUUGCAAAUGUAAAUCCUGGCAACUACAACAGCUUGUUGAGCUCUGCUAAAUUGUUUUAUGGCAAAUUUGUAGAAGACAAUGAUGUAGAAAAAACAAAGGUCAAGGAAAUAGUCCUUGAAAGAUUGCUCUUCGCCAACUUGUUUGAAGUUGUUCUGGAAUUGUACUCGACCCCAGAGUUCAGAUUACCUGUUAAUAAUUACUAUACUCUCAUUUCAGACAAGUUUUGGGAUUCGUUCAACAAUUCUUCCAGUCUUAACGAAAAAAUCGGAAGAUUCAAGGAUGCCAAUAAUUGUGUUAAUCUCUUCGACUCAAUUUCUGCAGAUCCGGAAUUGGAGCCAGAGAAUAAGGAUCAGAUCAUUCGCAUCAAGCAUUUAUUGAAGGCUAUAUUCAACAUCAAGAACUUCAAACUUUCUUUGGAAAAGGGGAAACCUUUCACACCAUUUCAAUUAGUUGAUAAAUUUAGAAACGUGGGCCAGUUUGCAGUGGGAGAAAAGUCCACGCCACUUGACUUGAUAACAAUCAUUUUGGAACAGAACGCCAAGUCAUACUUGGCUUUUGAAAAGCUCUACAAGAUCUUGAACGAUUUGUUAUUGUUCUUUGAAGAUGGAACACAUGAGUCUGACACUCACUACUUCAACAAGUUGAAGUCCGCAUGCAUUGAGUCGUCAUUGGUUGCUAACGAUUUCCAGUUUGCCUAUGCACAGAGUAUGGGUUUAUUCGAUCACUAUGUGAAGAGCGACAGCAACUUGAACGAUAUAUGGUUGACAUUCUACCAGGUUGGAAAGUAUGUGUCGCCGUUGUGGUUUGACGAUGACUCUUAUCAAGAGGAAAGGAUCCAGAUUCUCUGCAAGCAACGAGAAAUCUUGCUGAGAACCAUACAGAUUAUUCAGCCUAACAGCUUGACGUCAGACAACAGCAAGGUGAUCUUGAGCCAAUGGGAAAGAGUCAAUAGCCAGAUCGAAGAGCAUUACACUAUGACAGACAACCUUGGAUAUAUGGCUAACGAAUUGAUCAGCGAUGCUACGGCUACGACCAAUAAAACCAGCGAAAAGUUGUCCAAUCUCUUUGUUUCCGGAUUGGGCUGGGCAAUCGGAGCCAAUCAACAGCAGUAG
This is a messenger RNA of Scheffersomyces stipitis CBS 6054, 2208 nucleotides long. RefSeq lists its product as uncharacterized. Gene Ontology annotation, biological process: retrograde vesicle-mediated transport, Golgi to endoplasmic reticulum. The record is from RefSeq and is a predicted model, not a curated record. NCBI's taxonomy places the organism in Eukaryota, Fungi, Ascomycota, Pichiomycetes, Serinales, Debaryomycetaceae. The transcript is spliced from 2 exons. Bases 1 to 2208 code for a protein of 735 amino acids.